This is a messenger RNA of Ruditapes philippinarum (Manila clam), 1158 nucleotides long. RefSeq names its product aminoacyl tRNA synthase complex-interacting multifunctional protein 2-like. The record is from RefSeq and is a predicted model, not a curated record. The transcript has 4 exons. The coding region runs from base 61 to 993 and encodes 310 amino acids. Lineage: Eukaryota; Metazoa; Mollusca; Bivalvia; Venerida; Veneridae. Gene Ontology annotation, cellular component: aminoacyl-tRNA synthetase multienzyme complex.
AUUCAAACGUUUCAUUACCAAGAUUUAUUCAUUUUUACCUUAUUUCGGUAAAAUCAUAAAAUGCCGGCUGAAAUGUACAAAGUUGAACCAUUUUAUGAAAGUUCUUGUAAAGUAGAUCUCCCAGAUGUCAUGUACAAAGUGAAAAGUUUUUAUGAGUCCUCACCAUCUGUCACGACAAUGGAUACAUCAAACCUAGAUCCAGUCAGUGCGUUAGAGUUAAGGCAAGAUAGGAUACUCUCCAAACUUGCUGAACUUCGUCAAACUCUAGACAAGUUAACAAGUCAAUACCAGGUUACACAGCCUUCAUCUUCCACUAAUACACAAGCAGCUGCAGUACCUUCAGUUAAAACAUCUUCAAGUGCCAAGAUCAAGAGUCCUUUAGGCUCAGGAAUACAUGACAUAGUUAUCAAUGCAGAUCCAUCAAGUCCCCCACUUAGUUUGUUUGUACUGUUUGAAAUGUUGAAACAAAAGUACAAGGUCCUAGCUACUUCCUAUAUACACUCAACUGUGAAAGCAGACAAGAAACUAUGUGAUAUCAUCAAGAAUGGUUGCCAGGUUACGAGAGGAGAUCAUGACCUAGCUCUUUCUGUUGUAUGGAAAAAUGUUGAGAGAAGACCAGAGCUGAUAGUAUCUCCAGCUAAACAAUCUGUUAUAAUAGGGGAGGUAAAUAUUGCAAGAUACAUCAACAGACUUCUCUCCCCUACAUUUGAUACUGCAGAUAUUGUCAUGGCAACUUACAGCGAUGAAUGGCUUGAUGUAGCAGAUAUCUCCAUGAUAAAUGGCAAUUCCAAACAGAGGACAUCUGCUGUCAAAAAUUUGAAUAACCGAUUUAAAAAGAAUGAUUGGAUUGUUGGAGAUCAAUUUACUUGGGUGGAUGCAGUCAUGUGGUCGGCAGUUUCUCAGUCACAGCUCGCUAGUGUUCCAGAACAUGUACAGAAAUGGUUGGAAAGAUGUAGUGCUUUACCAAUAUUUAAGAAAAUCCCAUCGCUUUAAUGAAUGAUGCUCUAGUUAAUAUAAAAUUGUCAUAAAGACUGAGCAUCUUAUUUAUUAAUUUAAGAUAUAAAUGUAUAAACUGUGGUGUUUUGGCUUGGAUUGUGGCUUCAUAAACUUUAACAGCAACAACUUUGUGUUAAUAUUUGAAUAAAUACAGCGAACAGU